Molecule: messenger RNA, 669 nt
Organism: Alternaria rosae
Lineage: Eukaryota; Fungi; Ascomycota; Dothideomycetes; Pleosporales; Pleosporaceae
Exons: 2
Coding region: 1-669 (222 amino acids)
Source: RefSeq, a predicted model, not a curated record
AUGUCGGAAGAUGGGAAUAAGAGGAAGCAGCGAUGGACGCUGCGACGGUUGUUAGAACGAGGUGUUAUUCCGCUGAGGAUACAAGAUGGUGGUGUGUCAACUUCUGUUACCCGAACCUGGGGUGUAACGUCUCCGUUUCCCUGGCUGGUUCUGCCGCGGUGGCGGCAGACGAAGGAGAGGGGUUUCUUCGAAUUCCUGAUUCCACACCCGGAGCGCGUGCAAGUGAAGCGCUUGAUACGGUUGUUGAGCAGGAAUAAGAUGAAUUAUAGGGUUGAGUGUAGGAUGGUGGAAUCGAGUGUGCUGCAUCGCGAAUGUCACAGUCCCAUCGAACCCCUCCCCUCCUUCCCGCUUUCUGUGGGCGCGGACUCGAAUUGCGAAGCCCUUUUACCGUUUUUGUCGGACGGGGAGGUAGAAAGUGCGCAUGGAACUCGGAUAGCAUGGCUGGAUGAUUAUGUGAAGGAAGACUCAGCGGGGAGACCGCGUGCGCCGUUAUUGCGUUGGAGUAGUUGGGCUGUGGUUAGAGUUGAGGCGGCGCAUUGGGGGUAUGGAGAGUUGGAUUGUUAUGUUUUGGGGGCUGUGCAGGAUAGUGGGAUGGAGGUUGCAUGGGUGGGUGAUGUUUGUGAGAGGAAGGCUGUGGAGGAGAUUGAGCGGUGUGGACUUGAGCUGUGA